Molecule: messenger RNA, 1156 nt
Organism: Thecamonas trahens ATCC 50062
Lineage: Eukaryota; Apusomonadida; Apusomonadidae
Exons: 1
Coding region: 1-1077 (358 amino acids)
Source: RefSeq, a predicted model, not a curated record
AUGGCGUAUGACUAUGGCUACGGCUAUGGCGGCGGACAGGGGGUGGCUGGCGGCUCGUCAAGCUCGUCGCUGCUGUCGCCGCGGACGGCUGCGCGGCAUGUGCUCUUUGAUCAGCUGUCGAACGCAUCGUCGCUGGCGUUCUCGUUGAGGGACGAGCUGCAGCGGCUGCCGCAUCAACUGGAUACGGCGGGUGCUUACGUUGGUGCGGCAGAGCUCGAUGGUUCGGUGUCAGAGACUGGGUCGAAGAACAGGUAUCAGGCGCUGAUGGCAGCACUCGAGGCGGCGGCGGCACCGAUUUCGGCCUCGUCAGUCUCUUCGCUCGGGACGCGAUGGGAGCCCGAGAUAGUGCGGGUCAAUCCUGUUGCACCCGCCGACGGUGAUGCUGCGCAGCGGAGCCGCAAGCGGCCGGCGGCCGAUCCGCUGGUCCGUGCCAUGGACGAGCUCGAGAUACGAACCCGUGGAUCGCCGUGGCGGGCACCGGCAAGCUCGGCACUGGCGCUGCUCUCUGCUGUCCCGGUGUACUCGGACGGCGAACAGGGCCGACGGGUGUGGCAGGUGCUUGUCCGCGCCGUCGAGGCUGUGACCACGCUUGUGGGCGACGACAGCAGGCCGCGGCUCGACGCGCUCCCGCACCCCGUCCUUACUGCCAACUAUCGGGACGAUGAUGCGCAACGAGCCGAGGUUGUGGCAACAGAGCAUGGAGUGGGAGGUGCCGCGCUCGCGUACGCCGUGCAGAGUCAUCUGGGCGAGACGCCACAUGCGCCGGACUCUGGUCGCCGCGGUGGAGACGUUCGAUUGCUACGUCGGCGGAUUUUCGACAUUGCCGCGCUGUACGAGGCGCGCAUCGCGGAGCUCGAGGACGAGUUGGAGGCUGUCAAGCAUGAUCCGGGGCCGGCCGCCGUUGUACGGGAGGUGCAGCUUUUGAGCAGCAUGGCUAUGGUAGAUGCGAGCGAGUUUGAGGCCGUAGAGGCCAGAUAUCGGACUCUAGGAGAGCUGCUGCGCGCGGAACUGGCGGCCAAGGAGAAACAGCUGGCUCUGCUGAGGGGCAAGCUGGCACUCAUUGGCGAGUCGGUGUGAUAAGGCGGUAAUAGGGUGGAUGAGAGUGGUGGUGUUGCAAGGGCAAAGCAAUGGACGAGAUAUAAACCGAAAAUUUCCC